UUUAUUUUCCGCUGGAUAAACAUCCUCUAAGGCCUUCAUUCCUUCUUGAAUAAUGUCUUGGAUGCUACUUUUGACUUUAUUCGAAUAAAAAUAUGUUUACGUAGUAACUAAAAUUAAAAACUGAGAAGCCCUGACGUCUUCCUGUUCUCACGUUGUUUCCAGGAACGGGAUUGGUGUUCUCUAUUUUGGACCUAGGCUGCACUCCGUACACCGUCAGGCGUCAACAAACUGGGGAUUGUUGUGAAAAUCAACGGCUCACCUAUCUUUCAUCAGCCGGUGUGAAGCUCACAGCAGCGGGACACCUCUGGAAGGGAGUCCCGCUCAAGCGGUGAGACGCUGGGGCAGCGUGCAGGCGGUGAAUCAGGAUGAGCACAAAGGGAGGAGUCACAGCUUUGCCGCGCAGGAACUACAGACUGGCCUCAGACAUGGACAAACCCAGAUCCACAGGUAUUGUGAACGAGAAGCUGCUGAGCGACUACCUGCACCACGUGUUUCCCUCCACCAAGCCGGGGCCGACCGUCGCCUCGCUCAGGAAGCCUCUUGGUUUCCAGGACCUGAGCUCACACCUGGAGAAGCUUCUGUCUGAAGGAGAAACACCUGAAGAGCUCAAAGAUCCGUCUGCAGAGGGCCGUCUGGGUCCUCAGCCUGUGGUUCUGGACCACACCAGCGGCUUUGAGGGCCUCUUGUUCGUGGACGACGACUUGCUGGGGGUGAUUGGCCACAGCAACUUCAGUUCCAUCAGAGCCACCACCUGCGUUUUUAAAGGGAAAUGGGCCUACGAGGUUCUGAUCUCCUCUCAGGGUCUGAUGCAGAUCGGCUGGUGCACUUUGAGCUGUCGCUUCAACCAGGAGGAAGGGGUCGGGGACACGCCGGACUCGUACGCCUAUGAUGGAAACCGGGUCAGAAAGUGGAACGUGACAACCACCAACUACGGAAAGUCGUGGGCGGCUGGAGACAUCGUCAGCUGUCUGAUCGACCUGGAUGAAGGAACCAUCACCUUCUGCCUGAAUGGCCAGUCUCUGGGGACGGCCUUCAGCAGCAUCAAGACGGGUCCCGGCGUGGCGUACUUCCCGGCCAUCAGCCUCUCCUUCAAAGAGUCGGUGGCGUUUAACUUCGGCAGCCGGCCGCUCAGGUACCCGGCUGAUGGCUACCUGCCGCUGCAGGACCCCCCCACCGCAGACCUGCUGAAGGCCCACAGGCUGCUGGGAUACAUCAAGAACGUCCUGUCCACCUCCAUCGACGCUCAGGAAGAGAAGCUGCUGGAGAAAGACUCCGCCGUCUGGAGGCUCCAGGGAGAUCCGACCGUUCUCAUCACUCUGGCUCACAUCUUCAACGUCUUCGCUCCGCUCAUGUGUAAGGUCUACCUGGUGGAGGAUGUGCUGAUGAACUUCCUGCUGGGAAUCCUGGAAGGAGGCGGUUCUGUGGAUGAACAUCCGCUCAUCCAGCAGCUGCUGGACCUCUUCUGGCUGCUGAUGGAGGACCACGAGGUGAACGAGUGCCUGAAGCAGCUCAUGAUGUCCCUGCUGAGGGCGUACCGCUUCUCUCCCAUCAUCCCGGACCUGGGCUUCCAGAUCCACUAUCUGCGUCUGACCACGGCCAUCCUGCGCCACGAGAAGUCCAGGAAGUACUUGCUCAACAACGUCCUGUUCGAUGUUCUGCGUUCAGUGGUCUUCUUCUACAUCAAGACUCCUCUGAGAGUCAAGGAGGCGGGGCUGGAGGAGCUGAUCCCGACCACCUGGUGGCCCACACACUUCGACAAAGAGGGAAAAGAUGAGCGAGAACCCAAAGACGAGAGUUCAGACGAGCGUCUGAGGCGCCGAGCGUACGAGAGAGGCUGCCAGCGGCUGAAGAAGAGGAUCGAAGUGGUGGAGGACCUGCAGGUCCAGAUCCUCAGGUUGCUGCUCAACAACAAGGACAAAAAUACGGGAGAAGCUUCUCGUUACAUUUUCCUCAACAAGUUCAGGAAGUUCCUGCAGGAGAACGCCAGCAACCGAGGGCAUCCCACAGCUCUGUGUCCUCCAGAAUACAUGGUGUGUUUCCUGCACCGUCUCAUCACCGCCGUGCGGAGCAGCUGGGACGAAGGCAGCAGGAAGAGUCCCAGCAGCCUCAGCAGCGAAGACGCCUAUGUUCCUCCUCAGCUCUUCUACAACGGGAAGGUGGAUUACUUUGACCUGCAGAGACUGGGAGGACUCCUGUCCCACCUGAAGAAGACUCUUAAAGACGACCUCGCCACUAAGGCCAACAUCGUCAUCGACCCCGCGGAGAUUCAGGCCGCGUCGAUGGACGACCUGGACGAAGACGAGGAGAGCGGAGCCGCUCAGAGGCCUUUCGGAGCAGCGGCGAUGGGCGGUGCGCUGGCCCGACCCAGCUGGUUGAGUUCUCCCACUCUGGGCCGGGCCAACCGGUUCCUGAGCACUGCGGCCGUCAGCCUGAUGACGCCGCGGCGGCCGCUGUCCCAGCCGGAGAAGGUGAAGGUUCGGACGCUGGCGGUGGAGCAGCGCACCGAGGAAGACAUCGAGGGUAGCCACGGAAACGACGGCCUGUUGCUGGGGCGACCGCAGGAGGAGCCCGACCAGCCAAUCACAGACAAGUCUCUGCUGGAGAUCAUCGACGGCAUCGUGAUGAUGUACAACCUGAGCGUCCAUCAGCAGCUGGGGAAGAUGGUGGUGGUGGCAGACGAGGUCCAUGAGUACGCUGUGGCUCUGAAGGACACCGAGGAGAAGAUCGAUCGCUGCCCCACCAGACGCGCAGACAUCCUGGACGAGCUGCAGAAAAGCCAGAAGGUUUUUGCAGAAAAGCUGAACCAUCUGAGCCGCCGGCUGGCCUGGAUCAACGCCACCAUCUACUCCAAGGAGAAGAUGCUGGACGUCUACUGGCUGCUGUGCGUCUGCAUCCGGACCAUCGAGCACGCCGACAACACGGCGUCGCUGUUCGCCUUCACGCCGGAGUUCUACCUCAACGUGGCCAUGAACGCCUACAGCGCCCUGAAGAACUACUUCAGCCCCGCCAACAGCAUGGACGAGCUGCCAGGUUACGAGGAAACGCUGACUCAGCUCGCCGCCAUCCUCGCCAAGCACUUUGCGGACCCACGCAUCGUUGGGACAGAUAUCAAAGAUUCCCUGAUGCAGGCGCUGGCCAGCUACGUCUGUUACCCACAAUCCCUCAGGGCGGUGGAGAGGAUCCCAGAGGAGCAGCGAGUGGCCAUGAUGAGGAACCUUCUGGCUCCGUAUGAGCAGAGACCCUGGGCUCAGACCAACUGGAUCCUGGUCAGACUCUGGAGGGGCUGCGGGUUCGGCUACAGGUAUACCCGCCUGCCUCACCUGCUGAAGACCAAACCCGAGGACGCCAACCUGCCCAGCCUGCAGAAGCCGUGCCCGUCGUUGCUGCUGCAGAGACACAUGGCGGAGCUGCUGAGCAUGGACAAAGACAUGGCCGCCUCCUUCCUCAACAGCGUCCUGAACCAGCUCAACUGGGCCUUCUCCGAGUUCAUCGGCAUGAUCCAGGAGAUCCAGCAGGCAGCGGAGCGCCCAGAGAGGAACUUUGUGGACACCCGUCAGCUGAAGGUGUGCGCGACCUGCUUCGACCUUUCCGUCAGCCUGCUCAGGGUUCUGGAGAUGACCGUGACUCUGGUUCCGGAGAUCUUCCUGGAUUGGACCCGGCCGUCGGCGGAGCUGCUGCUGAGGCGGCUCGCCCAGCUGCUGAACCAGGUUCUGAACCGAGUCACGGCCGAGAAGAACCUGUUCGAUCGGGUCGUUAACCUUCGGCUGCCAGGUCUGGAGAGCGUGGACCACUACCCGAUCCUGGUGGCCGUGACGGGAAUCCUGGUCCGGAUCCUGGUGGACGGAGACAAACAGGGAACGUCCAGAGCUUCCUCCGUCCUCCUCUCCGACCCCUGCUUCCAGCUCCACUCCAUCCAGCACCUCCUGGGGGAACCGGCAGAGUCCACAGGGCCGUCCGCCGGGCCCACAGUCGCCGGCCGGCCCGUAGCCGGGCCUCCGGGUCCCUCUGCGGCGCCGCCGGCUCCUCCGGCGGCUGGGAGUGCCUCAGAGAGGAAACACUUCUCCCUGCAUGCAUACACCGACUACAUCAGCCUGGAGGAGAAGCAGAAGGUGGAGGAGAUGCUGGAGUUUCUCACCGAGGAGUCCAAGCAGGCUGCCGCCUCCACAGCGCCGACCAGCGAGGAAGAUCUCUGCCCCAUCUGCUACGCCCACUCCAUCUCCGCCGUCUUCAGGCCCUGCUCACACAAGUCCUGCAAAGCCUGCAUCAAUCAGCAUCUGAUGAACAACAAGGAUUGCUUCUUCUGCAAGGCCACCAUCACCGGGGUGGAGGACUACAGCAAGCCCUCCUAACACACACACACACACACACACACACACACACACACACCGGAGCUCCGCCCACCGUCCAACAUGGAGGCGUCUGCAGCCAAUCAGCUGGCAGCUCAACGGAGACUAGCAGGCUGAGCUUUUAUUUUGAAAGAGUCCUGGCGUGUGUGUGUGAUAGCAACUCUGGACCGUUCUCCCCUUCAGAACCAGAACCAGGCCGACUCAUGGAUGAGCCGCAGCAUUAGAAGCAGCUUGGUUCAGGUCCACUGUAGCUUCAGGUUCUGGUUCUGGUUCUGGAGCUGGUUGAACGUCUCUGAGUGUUUAAGAGCAAAAAUGCAGCAACGGAUCGGACGGUUCUGAUCCAGAUGUUGGUUCUGUUGGUGCGAAACUGCAGCAUACCUGUAACCUGAUUAAAUUAUUAAUCCUGAACCAAA
This is a messenger RNA of Xiphophorus hellerii (green swordtail), 4759 nucleotides long. RefSeq names its product ring finger protein 123 (gene rnf123). Bases 366 to 4349 code for a protein of 1327 amino acids. Gene Ontology annotation, cellular component: cytoplasm. Lineage: Eukaryota; Metazoa; Chordata; Actinopteri; Cyprinodontiformes; Poeciliidae. Gene Ontology annotation, molecular function: protein binding; ubiquitin-protein transferase activity. The record is from RefSeq and is a predicted model, not a curated record. The transcript has 40 exons.